This is a messenger RNA of Guillardia theta CCMP2712, 309 nucleotides long. RefSeq lists its product as hypothetical. Gene Ontology annotation, molecular function: protein binding. The transcript has a single exon. The record is from RefSeq and is a predicted model, not a curated record. The coding region runs from base 1 to 309 and encodes 102 amino acids. NCBI's taxonomy places the organism in Eukaryota, Cryptophyceae, Pyrenomonadales, Geminigeraceae.
AUGGAUCUACAUGCGUCCAUGCUGCAAGCUCGGGAGGGUAUGUGGAUGUGCUACGAUACCUGGUUGAGCAAGAGGGUCCAGAGCUACUUGGAUGUAGGCAAAUCAUUCGACGGGUCGACCGGCGCUCAUGUGGCAAGUUCAGAAGGCCAUAUGGAGGUGCUAAGGUACCUCGGAGAAGUUGGGGGGCGCGAGUUGCUGGCGCAGGCGGACGAGGCAGGAAGGACAUGCGCGCACUACGCCAGCAAGGGAGAGCAUGUUGAGGUUCUCAAGUACCUCGAGGAAGUAUGUGGACUCGAAAUCCCUGAUUGA